This is a messenger RNA of Metarhizium acridum CQMa 102, 786 nucleotides long. RefSeq lists its product as uncharacterized. The record is from RefSeq and is a predicted model, not a curated record. Gene Ontology annotation, biological process: nucleolar large rRNA transcription by RNA polymerase I; transcription initiation at RNA polymerase I promoter. Gene Ontology annotation, cellular component: nucleus; RNA polymerase I upstream activating factor complex. NCBI's taxonomy places the organism in Eukaryota, Fungi, Ascomycota, Sordariomycetes, Hypocreales, Clavicipitaceae. Gene Ontology annotation, molecular function: RNA polymerase I cis-regulatory region sequence-specific DNA binding.
AUGCUCCUUGCAGUGACUCCCGACGAGCAGGAACGCUACACCGAGAUCAUCGAUGAUAUCUUGGCGACUGCUGAUCUCGAGACCAUUUCUCGUAAAAAGGUCCGACAAGCGCUGGAGGACCGACUUGACGGCAAGGACUUGAGUGAACAGAAGGAGGCGAUUAAGCGUCUAAUCGAAGCUCGCUUUGAUGCUGUCUCCGGGGCUGAUGUCGAAGAUGUCCCAGAGCCAUCGCCUCACAAGCGAUCCAAUGGUGUCUCUAGCUACGACGAGACCGACCCUUCUGCCUCGCCGGAGCCAGCAAAAAAGAAGGCGAAGCGAUCCUCCCCGUCUGAAGAUGCAGAUGCGCGCCUAGCUGCCCAGCUUCAGGCUCAAGAGAAUAGCUUGGCCCGUGGACGAACCACCCGUGGAGGUGGUGACCGGGCUGUAAAGAAGCGAAAAGCGCCACGCAAGAAGAGCUCCAAAAAGGUCCGCGACGAUGAAGAUAGCGAUGUGAACGGCAGUGGAGAGUCGGGCGUAAAGAAGCGCAAGGCCGGUGGUGGUUUUCAGAAACCUUUUAAUCUAAGCUCUACGCUCUCCGACAUUUGUGGCGAGACCCAGCUCUCCCGCCCACAAGUCGUCAAGAGACUGUGGGAACACAUCAAGGCCAACGACCUUCAAGAUCCGGCAGACAAACGACAAAUCCGGUGCGACGCCAAGAUGCAGGCUGUGUUCAAACAAGCCAGGGUUGACAUGUUCAAGAUGAACAAAGAGAUUGGCAACCAUCUUUAUCCAGUCGGGGAGGAGUAA